AUGACGGUGGUGACUGUGCCGGAAGUGCCGGCCGAGAUUGCCGAGAUCGCGACGGAGGACACGCAGGUGGUGAACGUUGUGACCCCGAGCGGCGAGCAGCAGCAGGUGGUGAUCGAGGGCGAGCCCGAGCACGGCGAGGUGACCAUCGAGCUGGUCGACGAGCACGGUGAGGUGACGACCGAGGAGGUGAAGGCUGUUGAGACCGACGAGGGCAUCAAGCUUGUGGUGCCGACCGAUGACGGCUACGUGCCGGUUGUGGUGCCGGAGAUCCCGGAGGAGAUCCAGCAGGAGAUCAUUGAGGAGGCCCCGGAGGAGCCGAUUCUCUCGGGAUACUUCCCCGAGCUGUCCGGCGAGAACCCGUUCACUGAGGAGGAGACUCCGGUUGUGCAGACGGUCGAUGUGGUCGCCGACAACGGCGAGCAGCAGCAGGUGAUCCUGGUCGGCGGCAUUGAGGACGGUACCCAGACGAUCGAGGUCCUGAACGACUUCGGCGGCUACACGGAGACCGAGGUGAAGGCCAUUGAGACGCCGGAGGGCGAGAAGCUGGUGGUCCCGGACGCUGAGGGCGACAUGACGGUGGUGACUGUGCCGGAAGUGCCGGCCGAGAUUGCCGAGAUCGCGACGGAGGACACGCAGGUGGUGAACGUUGUGACCCCGAGCGGCGAGCAGCAGCAGGUGGUGAUCGAGGGCGAGCCCGAGCACGGCGAGGUGACCAUCGAGCUGGUCGACGAGCACGGUGAGGUGACGACCGAGGAGGUGAAGGCUGUUGAGACCGACGAGGGCAUCAAGCUUGUGGUGCCGACCGAUGACGGCUACGUGCCGGUUGUGGUGCCGGAGAUCCCGGAGGAGAUCCAGCAGGAGAUCAUUGAGGAGGCCCCGGAGGAGCCGAUUCUCUCGGGAUACUUCCCCGAGCUGUCCGGCGAGAACCCGUUCACUGAGGAGGAGACUCCGGUUGUGCAGACGGUCGAUGUGGUCGCCGACAACGGCGAGCAGCAGCAGGUGAUCCUGGUCGGCGGCAUUGAGGACGGUACCCAGACGAUCGAGGUCCUGAACGACUUCGGCGGCUACACGGAGACCGAGGUGAAGGCCAUUGAGACGCCGGAGGGCGAGAAGCUGGUGGUCCCGGACGCUGAGGGCGACAUGACGGUGGUGACUGUGCCGGAAGUGCCGGCCGAGAUUGCCGAGAUCGCGACGGAGGACACGCAGGUGGUGAACGUUGUGACCCCGAGCGGCGAGCAGCAGCAGGUGGUGAUCGAGGGCGAGCCCGAGCACGGCGAGGUGACCAUCGAGCUGGUCGACGAGCACGGUGAGGUGACGACCGAGGAGGUGAAGGCUGUUGAGACCGACGAGGGCAUCAAGCUUGUGGUGCCGACCGAUGACGGCUACGUGCCGGUUGUGGUGCCGGAGAUCCCGGAGGAGAUCCAGCAGGAGAUCAUUGAGGAGGCCCCGGAGGAGCCCAUGACUGGUCUUGAGGGAUCGAAGUUCAUGACCAAGGACGAGUUCCGUGAGUGGAUCUCCAAGCGCUACCAGGAUAAGAUCUCGGAGAUGAUGGAGCAGGAGCAGCGACUCGAGGAGGAGGAGGCGGCCAAGGCCAGCCGUGUGAAGCAACUCGAGGGCUGCAUUGAACAGGCGGCGAACAAGUUCGGCUACUACGGCGUGUACGAGCAGCCGCCGCACUACCAGAACGCUGUGGACUGGGUCGAGAACGAGUGCUGGGCCAACCAGUGGGAGCCCGAGGCUCCGGCCGAGCACCCGAUGCUGCGCCGCUAAGACGGCAAGCUCGAUCGGUUGGCGGGUGAGGCGGACGACCUGGUGUGAAACGACUGGCUGACAAUGUGUUGAAGACGACGACUGGGUAGGGUGGCGCUUUGCAUGGAUUUGCAUUUCCGUUCUGUGCGCUUGUAGUUAGUGACCUGCACGUGCAUGU
Phytophthora sojae is the source of this 1927-nucleotide messenger RNA. RefSeq lists its product as hypothetical. Bases 1 to 1770 code for a protein of 589 amino acids. NCBI's taxonomy places the organism in Eukaryota, Oomycota, Peronosporomycetes, Peronosporales, Peronosporaceae. The record is from RefSeq and is a predicted model, not a curated record. The transcript is spliced from 2 exons.